AUGGUGGAAGGUGUGAAACCAGCAGAGGAUGGGAGGUGGUGCAAGUUUUCCCGGAACAAGUAUUUCGUCUUUAUUCUGGUAUUUGCAGGUCUGUUCCUGAUUUACAACAGAAAUACAAUAAUACCAGAUGGAAACCCAAAAAAGUGGAUGCAAAAUCAAUCAGCAAAUUUGUUGAAUUUCUUCAGUGGUCAGAGACUAAACAUAUCCUCACUAAACACUACAACUAAUGACAACUCCACUUCUCAAAAUACAACUGUACCACCAACACCUGUUCCUUACGUGUCUCCUGGACCAUAUUUAGUUGAAUACCCCCAUGACUACCAGUACAUCAUAAAUGAGCCACAGAAAUGUGAACAGGAGAACCCAUUUGUGGUUCUGAUCGUUCCUGUGGCCCCAAACAAUAGGCAACACCGUGACAUCAUCCGCAAAACCUGGGGGAGUGAAAGUCUUGUCCAGGACAAAGUGGUGAGGCUGUUCUUUUUACUGGGGCUGCACACCGGGGAGGAGGUGGAGCAGGUCCAACAGCAAGUACUUCAGGAGAGCAAAGAGCAUCACGACCUGAUCCAGAGCAACUUUGUGGACUGCUACAAGAAUCUCACCAUUAAGACCAUGGUGAUGCUGGAGUGGCUAACUGCACACUGCUCCAGCCCCUCUUAUGCUAUGAAGAUUGAUUCAGACAUGUUUCUGAAUGUACAUAAUCUUGUCAGUAUGCUCUUGAAUGCUCAAAAAGCAAACUAUAUGACUGGGCUUGUGGCAAGUGGUGGUACAGUACUGCGAAAUCCAAGCUCUAAGUGGUACCUACCUCAUGACAUUUAUGCUCCGCCACAGUACCCCCGCUAUGCUCUGGGCCUGGGCUACAUUUUGUCUUUAGACCUCCCAAAAAAGCUCGUUGAGGCAUCCAGACAUGUUAAAGCAGUUUACAUUGAGGAUGUGUAUUUAGGGUUGUUAAUGCAGCACCUGGGCAUUCCUCCCACUGACCCCCCAAACUGGGGUUACUUCCAUGUAAUUCCUUUGCCAUAUAAUCGAUGUGCCUUCUCCAGGAUAGUAGCCACCACAACUGAUCCAAACACUAACCGUGAGCAGAUUUGGAAUGACUUUAAAAACCCAGGCCCAUACUGCUAA
Messenger RNA from Pundamilia nyererei, 1122 nucleotides. Its product is annotated as beta-1,3-galactosyltransferase 1-like. The transcript has a single exon. Gene Ontology annotation, molecular function: N-acetyl-beta-D-glucosaminide beta-(1,3)-galactosyltransferase activity. The record is from RefSeq and is a predicted model, not a curated record. NCBI's taxonomy places the organism in Eukaryota, Metazoa, Chordata, Actinopteri, Cichliformes, Cichlidae. Gene Ontology annotation, biological process: protein O-linked glycosylation. Gene Ontology annotation, cellular component: Golgi membrane. The coding region runs from base 1 to 1122 and encodes 373 amino acids.